This is a messenger RNA of Vitrella brassicaformis, 3905 nucleotides long. NCBI's taxonomy places the organism in Eukaryota, Vitrellaceae. The record is from the annotation of a GenBank genome assembly.
AGCAGGUGCCGGCAAUAUCUAUCAACAGAACUGAGGAGGAUGCGGGUACGAGAAAGAAAGAAAGAAACGAAAAAGAUCCUCGAACAAAGAUGCACAGAUCUGCCCUACUGGCCGUGGUGUUGUGUGCAGGUCGUUCGCAUGGAGAUCCUUCUACCGGUUCUGCUGGGCCUCAUCUCGCUGCCGGCUGGCAGUGGCGUUCCGUUUGAUGUUUCUCUGGUGCAGCGGCUGGAGAGCAACGACACGGACCAGGAACUGUCUCCACUCAUGCAGAUCCGGAACUCCAUCUCCAUGAGUGCACGGCGGGAGGACGAUGCGGCAAGAUAUGCAAAUGACUACGGGCGAGCCAUCUUGCGGCUGGCGAGAGUCUUGUGCGAGUGUGCCGUGCGCUCCGUGCAAGAGCAAGUAGGGCAGCUGCUGGUUGAAAUUGCAGAGGCUGGACCUCGGGCUACUAAGGCUCUCCUACGGUGGGCUCUCAUACAAUACACACGAAGGCAGGAUUGCCUACACACGGCGUGCUUCUGCUUCAGGGUGGGUGCCAUCCCCUCUCUUGUCGAGGCGCUCGGACUCGUUUUGUACACUCUCGAAGCGACGGGCCGAGAGCUCUUCACAUACGAUGUCUUCUUCCCUUUAUUCCUCGUGACGGACAAGGCGAAGGAGAAUUGCUUCCGACGGGUGGAUGAGCUGGUGGAGUGGGGUGGAGUGCCCCUGCUCAUGAAGCUGCUCGACGACAAACCGCUGUUUAUCAGGACAGCUGCGACCAAGACUCUAAGGAAUAUGGUGACCGGUAAGUGGUCAGCUUGCCACGCCAGAAUGGUGCGUGGUGUGAUGCUAUUGCUUGCUUCUUGUCGCCCGCAAUUUUGUUGAAGCGUUAUCAACGGGCAGUCCCUGCCCGCAGUCUGUCAGGACCGACGUGAUAGAUGUCUUGUUCCAACGAGGGCUGCUGACAAGGCUCUCACCGUCGGUUUUGCCGUCCGACUACGUCGACCUCCAGCUUCAUGCCGCCAACGCCAUGGUCAGAACAGUGUUGGAAACAUCAGUCAAGAUCGGUCAGUGAGAUACCACAAGGAGGUGCAUGUAUCGGAGAAAUCAUUUGUUGCUUGACCUGUGUGUGCACGAUGGCAGGAGGGAAGCCACAGGCACAGUCCGCGCUUCUUUCCGACAUAAUGGACGGAUCUAUCCUGCCCAACGCCGUAACAGCCCACCGGGAGGCCGAUCGCAGUGACGGAAGAAGCCAGGCCUUCUGGGAACUUUUUCUGGUUUCUUGUGGCCCACUGAUGAAGUGGGGAAACGACACACAGGUGCGCUAGCUGGCCCCUGCACCACACCAGGGACGGAGCAGCCGGAGACGCUCAUGUGUGUCGUGUGUUGCAGCGUUAUCACGCGGUCGAUCAUGGGUGUGUGGAGCUCUCGUGUGAGGUGCUUGGGGGCCAGGGGGAGUAUAGAUGGGAAUUGGAAGGAGUGGACCUGACGAUGAUCUAUAUUAUCGGAUCCCUCAAUGAUCUCCUCCGGUAAGGCUUUCCCUGUCGCCAUCUCGUCCUGUCGCCAUAUCGUGGUUUUUCAAUGGCAGGAACAGUAGCGUCGCCUUGAGCGGUCGCGCGAAGGACAUCAUCUUCAACAAGGUCGGUCUGCUCCGUUCACUAGCCCAUGUCUGUUUGGUGUGUGUGUUUGCACUGCAGAGCGGCUGUCUGCACUCUAUCCAGAAGCUCGCCAGCUACAGUCAUGACAUCAUCACCAGGACGACAGCCAAGGACACGAUGGCCGCCCUGGCCACUGGCGCUUGUCCCCGGCCCCUGACUGACAUCCAUGGGAGUGAGUGCCCACGAUGUCCGCUGCCCACGGCCGACAUCCAUUGGGGGGAGGAUGGCUCGCUGGACGACGACAAUCCCAGGAUGACAUCACAGGAGUGCGGUGUAGGCCGAGUUCGUCUCUCGCAGCAGUCUCCCUCCUGUGCGCGAUGGGUCGGUGCCGCCCUGCUUGGCCUGGUCGCCCUGUCAGUCGUGUGUGCUGUCGUUGUCCGUCCCCUCAUCCCUUCAUGGCGGCAGAGCACCACCUCAUCCGGUACUCGAGCACCAGAAAGCGGCAAAUCGGCUGCAGUGGUUGCUCAGCUCAAGGGUGCCAUCAGCGAGGCGGUUGCAAAGACACAGAGGUCAGCAGAUGAGUACAGCGAUGGCUCCACUGGCUAUGCAACGUGUAUAUCUGUGUUGGCGCAGUUUGGAGUCGUCUCUUGCAGCCGCGAAGGCCACCCGUUCUCGCGUCACGCAGCGGGAAGAUCAGCUGAAAGAGGACAUCAAGCAGCUCAAGCAGCAGACCACUUCGCACAAGUGAGCGGUGUUCGGUCAGCAACGAGAGGGACCUAGAGCGGUGGAUGUGUUUCUUUCUGCAGCUUGAGUCGUGACGCAUUGGCGGCCUUGACAACCUCAGCCGCCAUCGGUGAGUUCGCCGACAAUAUAGCCAAUGAGGAGGGGCGGCUGGAACAGCUGCACGGCCAGCUGUGGUAUCGAGUACUCGACAUAGCCAAGACGGGACAGCACCAGCAGCAGCAGUGUGCCAACGAUAGUAUCGAUAGCGAUCGGCCGACUACCACACACAGAGCAGAGGGGUGAGAAGAGGAAGGGAAAGACAGACAGGGGCGCCUGUCUGUCAACUGUCGUGGUGUUCUUCCGCCCAUCCACAGGUGUUCGUCGGCUGAUGUGUCGCCCUCGGCGUCGGCCGUGGAUGCCGAGUCGCUGACCAAGGAGCUGCGACAAAUGCUCAAACGAACCAUCAACCAGAUCAAAAAGUGAGAGAGUCGACGGCGCACGCAGAGUCGACGGCGCACGGUGCAUUCACAGCGUUUGUGCCGGCCACUUACGUGUGUAAUUCAGGUUCGAGGGCGACAUAGCUAGAGAGCGGGGCAGAUGUGCGUCCUUGGAAACAGACGUGGCGGCACUCGAGCAACAGCGACGCGACCUGCAGCAGAAAGCGGCCGCUGGGUAAAAGGCAACCGAUUCACGCGCAUUGUCUGCCAUCCAUCCACUCAUUUAUCAGGUUGACCGAGUAUCGUCUAUCGGUGAUCGACACUGCUACUGAUGUAGAGGCCUUCAAGCGCGACAUCACAUCGGCCUUGCAGCAGCUGCGGGCCCUCAGCAAGAAGGCGAGCGAGCAACAGGGCAUUCUGCAGCAGAAGGAGCGUGCAGCCGCCGAGCAGGCCAUGCAAGACGGCACCUGUGUCGCCUGUCUCGAGCGGCCUCCCUCAGUGGUCUUCUUCCCCUGCAAGCAGAGGUGUCUGUGUGCCGGUUGCUGGGCUGAGAUGUCGCACAACCACGAGCGGGCCAAACGUGAGAUGGAGCGACUGAGGCGGCGGGGUGUGCCGGACAAGGCGAUGCCCAUGUGGGUGCAGAUCGAUGGCGUGCUCAAGUGCCCUGCGUGCCUCACCAGGGCCGUGUAUGCCACCGAUCUGGAGGGCGUGAAAGCCACCACGUGACUGACGUAGAGUAGAGAGGGGAGGGAGCGAGCAGGCAGGCAGGUUUCGCUACCGUCUUGCGUGCAUUCAUGGCCCUCACAGCAUAUAUGGUUUUCGGUAUCUCCUUGUGUGUACAGCGAUGAAUCCAUCAGACCAUCUGAUGGGCACCUUUAUAUAUAUCCAUGUGUUGGUAUGUAUGGGCUUUGUCGAAUCGGGUUGUGUGUUCUCUUCCUCCUCCUGACGUCUCUCUGUCGCUUAGUCAUCAUCUGAGCUUCACGUGUGCAGUGCGUACUGUAUUUGUGCCAUGCCUUACUUGCGCCGUGGACAUGCUUCUCGCGGCGCGAGCCAUCAGUAAGUAAGUGGGUCAUGCGGUGCAGGCAGUCGUGUGCGUUGCCGUGCGUGUUGUGACAUUUGUGGUUGGGGCAGACGACAUGUAUGUCGCUCUAUCAAAUGUGAUGUGCUG